GCGGGGUCCAACUGAUGCUGCCGCACUUGCGUCGUUCUGUUUGGAUUUUACGGGGCCAGCGCCUAGCAGUCGGAGUACUCCACUGCUGUGCUAAGUGCACGCGCCAUGCUGCACGGAGCCCUAGCCAACUCAUGGGCCAACUGCCGACUGCACGAGUCUCCCCGUCUCGUCUGUUCUCGCACACGGGUGUGGACUUCGCUGGACCGAUUCCCGUCCUGUUUUCAAGAGGACGAGGCGCCAAAACAACGAAAGGCUACAUCGCCGUCUUUAUUUGCACUGUCACGCGGGCAGUUCACCUCGAGGUAGCCUCUGACCUUUCAACCCAUGCUUUUCUUGCAGCCUACUUUCGUUUCACUGCACGCCGUGGAGUUUGCGCUGUGCUGUACUCGGACAACGCCACGAACUUCAAUGGCGCAGCUUCCGAGCUUCAGCGCAUGCUGGCCAGCUUUUUAUUUGCUUCAAACAUCUCCAAGAAGCUGGCAGCUCAAGGGACGGACUGGUCCUUGAUCCCCCCACGAGCUCCUCAUUUUGGUGGGCUUUGGGAAGCCGCCGUCCGAAGUGCUAAGCAUCACCUCAAGCGCGUGAUUUGCGAGACCAGGCUCACCUUCGAGGAACUGUCGACGUUGUGCGCCAAAAUUAAGGCCUGCCUUAACUCAAGGCCCCUGUGCGCCUUGAGCAAUGAAGUUACGGGCGAGCUCGCCCUCACUCCGGCACAUUUCCUGGUCGGCUCUGCGCUGCUCUCUCACCCUGAGCCAUAUGACGAAGCGCAGAGGCCAAUGUCACCUUCCAACCGCUGGAAGCUACUUGUCAACCUUCGUAACUCAUUUUGGUCAAGCUGGAGAAAGGAGGUCCUGCUUCAGCAUCUCAAGCGAUGCAAGUGGCAGACUCCUCGAACGAAUUUACAAGAAGGAGACGUCGUGUGGUAAUUGCCACGCAGGCCGGGGCGGAUAACCUUGUGCGCGUAGCCACGGUGAAGACGGCUGCCUCGACGCUUCCGC
Molecule: messenger RNA, 998 nt
Organism: Copidosoma floridanum
Lineage: Eukaryota; Metazoa; Arthropoda; Insecta; Hymenoptera; Encyrtidae
Source: RefSeq, a predicted model, not a curated record